AUGUUUCCACAUUACACAAAUCUCAACACAUCCUACGACAGUCUUCACUCACAAAACGAAUUUAGUAGAAUUGCUUCAUUCAUCGACUAUUCAUUUCUUAAUCAGCAGUCAUUAAUAAAUAGUUCGUUUUCUCCAAAACAAGACUGCAAAUGGCUUCGUGAACAGUCAAGUUUCGGUAUUACGAAUGAUUUUGCUGCAAAACUAAAUGUGUCACUUAUCAGUCAGCAACAUCUCCAAUCGAUGAAUGACUUGUACAAUGAUGAAAACGUAGCACCAUAUGAGGAUACACAUGAUGGUACGCUAUCGGCUGUGUUACCAUCAACCCCAACUGCAACUACACAUCGGAAGAAACGUUCACGACCUUAUCCAGAAGAGAAAAAAGACGAUGAUUACAGAGAAAAACGUCGAAAAAACAAUUUAUCAGCAAAACAUUCUAGAUCUGUAAGACGAUCGAAAGAAAAAUACAUAUUAACACAAGCGACAUUUUUAGAAACAGAAAACUCACAAUUAAAAGCAGAACACGUUUAUUUACGAAGUGAAUUACGACGAGUGAAGUGUUUAUACAGAAUUGAUUAA
Messenger RNA from Didymodactylos carnosus, 576 nucleotides. Lineage: Eukaryota; Metazoa; Rotifera; Eurotatoria; Philodinida; Philodinidae. The record is from the annotation of a GenBank genome assembly.